GAGUCAAGUCCACGAUUCCCACCAGAACUCAUGACGAGAGCAAGGCAAACGCAGCCGAAAUCGGAAUCACGAGAGCGUUGAUAGCCAGCUGAUAAGAUGGAUGGCCCGCCGCCUAUAAGAGAUGAGUUCCGGUGACGACCCAAUGCUAUUCCACAACGAGAGCAACCAUGUCCGGAGCAGCUUGGAUGUCCCUAGCUUUUGUGGCCUGUCUGCUGGCCGCAUCGGUGGACGGCAAUGGGUUCAGCACCCAGUAUCGUGGUCACACGCAGCACCCUAGCCUGGCGGAGCACUGCCUCUACGAGGAGUUGGACCUGGCCGUUCCACUCAAUGGCUACGUUCUGCCCUCCGGUCAGCAGGGCUACUGCAUUCGCUUGGAGUGCACCGAUGACUAUCUGCUGUUGAUACGCCACUGCGACAAACAGCCAUGGCCGCGACCUGGCUGCCACCUCUCACCCAACGACUAUGAUUUCAAGUUCCCCGAGUGCUGUCCCCAACUCGAGUGCUCCGACGAAUACUAGAUACAAGAUACUAGAUCCAAAAGCAUCGAUCUGUUCGGAAUUACUAUUUCUAUUUAAACUAUAAUCCAUUGAUCUUGUGGCAAAGUUAGCCAAAGUACUAGUAACAAGUAUAAUCUUUAGUUAAAUAAAAACAUAUAUAGUUUAAG
Messenger RNA from Drosophila melanogaster (fruit fly), 664 nucleotides. RefSeq lists its product as uncharacterized. Gene Ontology annotation, cellular component: extracellular region. The record is from RefSeq and is marked reviewed. Bases 168 to 518 code for a protein of 116 amino acids. The transcript is spliced from 3 exons. Lineage: Eukaryota; Metazoa; Arthropoda; Insecta; Diptera; Drosophilidae.